GACACUUAAUCAUUGUUUUUCUAAUCAUUAAUCACAUCAGCUUAAUUUCCCAAUUAGGUACUAAUCAAGUGAUACGGUGGGUUUAAAAGUGGAAUCGGAUGGUGGAGAAGCGAAGGAGAGAGUGAUCCGGGUUUUGGAAGCAUAAAAAAGAAUCCUCCCAGUAAACCUCACUGGAAGUUACUUAAGUUCGCAACUCUCGAGGUCUCUUUCUAAGCCAUCAUAGAUACACAGUUCGGUAAUGAGAUCAAACACAUUAGAGACAACAAGCAAUAAACCCCAUCAUCUUUCUUCGCUAAUAAUUUAACCAAACUUUACCUUUUUGCUGGGUGAUGGAUCCACCAGCUAUGAUGAGCGAUGGGGGGUACAAUCUAGCGGAGAUCUGGCAGUAUCCCGUGAAUGAAUCUGGGUUAAGGAGGGGUCAGUUUGGGAAUGUGCCGCCGCCUCAUUACGACCACCCCAAUCCAGAGGUAUCGGGUGGUGUGAGGAGAAGGCGUGAUGGAGAAGAUGAGGCAGCUAAGGUUGUCUCCACCAGUAGUGGCAAUGGCGUGAGUUUUGGUGAUGGAAAGAGACUUAAAGCAUCAGGAUGUAGAGAGGAGAAUGACGAUUCUAAAGUUGAAGCAGCAGAACCCAGUUCAGGCAAGCCAGUGGAACAAAAAGCUAAACCACCAGAGCCACCUAAACAAGACUACAUCCAUGUGCGAGCUAGAAGGGGUCAAGCUACUGAUAGUCACAGUUUAGCAGAAAGGGCGAGGAGAGAAAAGAUUAGUGAAAGAAUGAAAAUUCUUCAGGAUCUGGUCCCUGGUUGCAAUAAGGUCAUUGGCAAGGCUCUUGUUCUUGAUGAGAUAAUCAAUUACAUUCAGUCACUACAGCGUCAGGUUGAGUUCUUGUCAAUGAAGCUUGAAGCAGUUAAUUCAAGAAUGAAUCCUACCAUUGAAGUAUUUCCUCUUAAAGAUUAUGGCCAACAAACGUUUGAUGCUACUGGAAUGGCAUUUGGUCCACAAGCAACGAGGGAAUACAGUCGCGGUGCAUCACCAGAGUGGUUGCAUAUUCAUGGUGGUUUCGAAAGAACAACAUAAUCUCUACAGUUCAUUGUCAAUCAGCAAUAAGAACAUUAAUUUCCCAAUGAAUCCUCUCCUUCAGUCAUACCCAAAGAAGCAUAUUGCAUCCUGGUAAAACCAGAGACACUCUAUUUUCAUUCUCAACAUGAGGCAUUGAGCUCUAAAAGAAUGCUAAAGUCAGUACCUGAACAUCUUGAUUGUUGUGUUUGGGAGAAUGUGUUCUUUUUCUUCAUAUAUGAAAGGUCAGCCUUGUCUGUACUAAUACCUGAACAGAAUCUCCUAGAAUGAUUUAUCGUUGGGUGUACAAGAAAGUUGCUUGUUCAGAAUUACUGUCUGAUGCUGACAUGUUGAAUCAACUUUGUUUUAGUGUCUUGUUAGUUAAAAAGUUGAAAUUGUGAUAAAUAAAUAAAGCCAGUUUACUGUUAUCUUUUA
Gossypium raimondii (Peruvian cotton) is the source of this 1490-nucleotide messenger RNA. RefSeq names its product transcription factor BHLH089. Bases 330 to 1076 code for a protein of 248 amino acids. The record is from RefSeq and is a predicted model, not a curated record. Gene Ontology annotation, biological process: regulation of DNA-templated transcription. Gene Ontology annotation, molecular function: protein dimerization activity; DNA-binding transcription factor activity. The transcript has 6 exons. Gene Ontology annotation, cellular component: nucleus. NCBI's taxonomy places the organism in Eukaryota, Viridiplantae, Streptophyta, Magnoliopsida, Malvales, Malvaceae.